CAUACAUACAUACACACACAUAUAUCGCGUCAUGUCUGACCGCAAUCUCAUGGACAUUGAGCCGGGUGGUGAGAGUACCCCGUAUGAGUCGAUUCGAUUGUUUACGGAGACGCCGGAGAAGCAGACGGGGCAGUUGGGUGGUCAAUCGCAACAUACAGUGAGUGAGAUGAGGACGACGUUGGGAGAUGAAGGGGAUGAAGAAGAAAACGAGAAUCGGUUUAGGGAUACGCCCCUAGCACGACAACUUGAGAAAGGGGAGGCUACUUCGGGGUUGUCUGGGAUUGUGGAUAAAGACCUGAAGCCCAAAACCCCGGAGGAAGGGGCAGCGCUAGCGGCAAGAAUCAGGAGAGAACAAGGGUAUGGACCUGGUUCGGGCGUCGGGGCUUAGACGUCACGAUGUGUGAAUGGAACCGAACCCGGGGGGUAAUGGACAUGAUUGAUGGGGUUGAAACGGAGGAGCGCGCUUGAUUUAUUGGGAAGCAGGGGGACUGGAUGAGGUCGAGGUCGGGGGGUUUGGUAGAUUCUGUGUACCAAGGGCUGGGCUUCUGCGUGCGCGUUUGAGGCUUUCCAGAGUCACUCCAUUGCCGAGUUUCGUCAGACCGACCACUGGCGGUUCGCCCUUCUUCACGAAUUCCCAGAGGCC
Molecule: messenger RNA, 643 nt
Organism: Aspergillus sclerotioniger CBS 115572
Lineage: Eukaryota; Fungi; Ascomycota; Eurotiomycetes; Eurotiales; Aspergillaceae
Exons: 4
Coding region: 32-388 (118 amino acids)
Source: RefSeq, a predicted model, not a curated record